AUGGUACCCGAGAAGGUAACAUCCAUUUGCUGUAUCGGUGCUGGGUAUGUUGGUGGGCCUACAUGCUCGGUCAUUGCACAGCAGUGUCCGGAAAUCAAGGUGACGAUCGUGGAUGUAAAUCCGCAACGGAUCGCGCAGUGGAAUUCAGAGGACUUGAGCCAGCUGCCCGUAUUUGAGCCGGGCCUCAUGGACAUUGUGCGCGAGUGCCGAGGACGAAACCUGUUCUUCACCACAGACAUUGACGGAUCCAUCGAAGAAGCACAAAUCGUGUUUGUUAGCGUCAACACACCAACGAAGACGUCGGGUGUGGGUAGUGGCUAUGCAGCAGACCUUCGAUACGUGGAAGCAUCGACAAGACGUAUCGCACAUGUAUCGGAGACGUCCAAAGUCAUUGUUGAAAAGUCGACAGUGCCGUGCCGCACGGCUGCAUCCAUGCGUGCGAUCCUCGAGUCGAACAGCAAGCCGCACGUCGAGUUUCAGAUCCUGUCGAACCCGGAGUUCCUGUCGGAAGGCACUGCGAUCCAGGAUCUGCUCCGUCCAGACCGUGUUCUGAUCGGCAGCCUCGCGACGCCCGCAGGCCGCCAGGCCGCAAGUCUGCUAAGUGGCUUGUACCAACACUGGGUGCCGGAAGAGCGCAUCCUGCACACAGGUCUAUGGAGUAGUGAGCUUAGCAAGCUCGCAGCGAAUGCACUGCUUGCACAGCGCAUUUCGUCCAUCAAUGCGAUCUCUGCCAUUUGUGAAGCCACAGGCGCAAACGUCGACGAGGUCGCGCAUGCAUGUGGUCUGGACCGGCGCAUUGGCCCGCACUUCUUGCGUGCUAGUGUGGGCUUUGGUGGCAGCUGUUUCCAAAAAGACAUUCUGAAUCUGUCAUAUCUAAGUGAGAGUCUCGGCAUGCCGCAGGUGGCUGAAUACUGGCGCCAGGUGAUCGCGAUGAACGAGUACUCCAAAUCACGUUUCGCAAGAAAGGUUGUGCGGACGCUCUUUAAUACCGUUACAUCGAAGCGCCUGGCUAUGCUCGGCUUUGCGUUUAAAAAGGACACUGGCGACACGCGCGAGUCUCCGGCCAUUUCCCUGUGCAAGCAUUUCCGCGAAGAAGGCGCGUACCUUGCGAUUUACGACCCUAAGGUGAAGCGCGAGCAGAUCUACCUCGACUUGUCGGAACCUGGCGUGAUCGAUGAUCGCAAGUCUCUCGAGGAGACUGUCUCUGUGUGUCCUUCGGUGCUUGAUGCUUGCUAUGAUGCUGAGGCUGUGGUCAUUGCCACGGACUGGGAUGAGUUUAAGCAUAUUGACUGGUCCCUCGUGUACAAUGUGAUGCGGAAGCCAGCAAUGGUGUUUGAUGGUCGACGCGUCACUGAUCCUACGCAUCUUCGCGACAUUGGGUUCAGGGUACACGCUGUGGGCAUUGGACCAGAACUGCAGGAUGAUGUGUGGGUGUAG
This is a messenger RNA of Malassezia globosa CBS 7966, 1437 nucleotides long. RefSeq lists its product as uncharacterized. Gene Ontology annotation, molecular function: UDP-glucose 6-dehydrogenase activity; NAD binding. The transcript has a single exon. Lineage: Eukaryota; Fungi; Basidiomycota; Malasseziomycetes; Malasseziales; Malasseziaceae. Gene Ontology annotation, cellular component: nucleus. Bases 1 to 1437 code for a protein of 478 amino acids. Gene Ontology annotation, biological process: glycosaminoglycan biosynthetic process. The record is from RefSeq and is a predicted model, not a curated record.